Olea europaea var. sylvestris is the source of this 1529-nucleotide messenger RNA. Its product is annotated as G-type lectin S-receptor-like serine/threonine-protein kinase At2g19130. Gene Ontology annotation, biological process: recognition of pollen. Lineage: Eukaryota; Viridiplantae; Streptophyta; Magnoliopsida; Lamiales; Oleaceae. The transcript is spliced from 2 exons. The record is from RefSeq and is a predicted model, not a curated record. The coding region runs from base 45 to 1172 and encodes 375 amino acids.
CUUCUAGUUAUUAUAUUGGAAUUUGGUACGAAAAUAUUAGUCCAAUGACCAUAGUUUGGGUAGCAAAUAGGGAGACACCCAUUUCAGACAUGAACUCUACAUUACUAAAGAUUUUAGAUGAGAAUUUGGUGCUUAUGGUUGAGUCCCAGGUUUCAAUUUGGUCCACAAAUGUAAAUUUGACAACCUCAAAUUCUGUAGUGGCAACUCUAGAUGAUAAUGGAAAUUUAGUUUUGAGAGAUGAGUCAGAACCUAGGACAAGUGAAGCACUAUGGCAAAGUUUUGAUAAUCCAACAGAUACGUUGUUGCCCAGUAGCAAGAUUACCUACGACAAACACACAAAAAAAAAAGAGAAAAUCCUCACUUCAUGGAAAAAUUCCGAGGAUCCUGCGACUGGGCUUUUCUCCAAUGAAUUAGAUCCAAAUGGGAGACAAUGUAUUAUAAGAUGGAAUAGGACUAAAUGGUUCUGGACUAGUGGAGCUUGGAAUGGGUAUUUUUUCAGUUCAAUCCCCAGAAUGAGUCUGGACAAUUUUUUUAAUCAUAGUUAUGUUGACAACGUUAACAAGAGUUACUACACAUAUUCUCUUAAUAACCGUUUCAUUAAAUCUCGAUAUGUGAUGGAUGUUACCGGGCAAAUUAAGCUGACAUUGUGGUAUAAAGAGAAGUGGAAUUUGUUAUGGUUUCAACCUAUGCAGCAAUGUGAUGUGUAUGCUUAUUGUGGGGCAUUUGGUACCUGCAAUCAGAAUUCAUCGAACUUCUGUUAUUGUUUGCCCGGAUUUAAGCAAAGGUCGGAAAAUGAUUGGAGUUUGAAGGAUUAUUCAGGUGGCAGUGUGAGAGAGAUCAUUUUGAACUGUACAAAUGACAGAAAAGACAAGUUUCUAGCGAAUAACCUUGUUAUGUUACCUUCAAAUUCACAAAGAGUGAUGGCAGGGAGUGCUGGAGAGUGUGAAUCUAUCUGCUUGAGUAAUUGCUCUUGUACAGCUUACUCUUACGAAGACAAUGCAUGCUUGGUUUGGAAAGGUGAACUAAUGGAUUUAAAACUACCCACAGAAAAUAAUGGCAGUAAAAGAACGAUCAACAUUAGACUUUCUGCCUCUGCAUCUCAGUUUUCAAAAAAUAAAAGAAGCAAAUUACUUGUAAUCGGUUCUGUUGCUGUUGUUUUGCCACUGUCGUGAUAUGCAUAUGUCACAAGCAUAAAUCUGGGACUACGAAAGCGGUUGAUGGAUCAUCGUUGGCAUUAAGGUACAAGGACGUGUUGCAAAUUGAAACAAAAAAAUUCUCCAGAUAAUUUAAAGGGUGACAACUAGAGUGGUAUCAGUGUUCCUUUCUUCAGUUGGGAAAGUAUAAUAGCUGCUACCAAGAAUUUCUCAGACAUACAUAAACUUGGACGUGGGGGCUUUGGUCCUGUUUACAAGGGAAUGUUUCCUGGAGGGCAAGAAAUUGCAGUGAAAAGGUUGUCAAGCUGUUCUUUGCAAGGCAUUAACGUAUUUCAAAAUGAGUUUGUAUUGAUUACAAAGCUUCAACACUGAAAC